This is a messenger RNA of Patiria miniata (bat star), 4108 nucleotides long. RefSeq lists its product as uncharacterized. Gene Ontology annotation, molecular function: ATP binding; protein serine/threonine kinase activity. Bases 630 to 3980 code for a protein of 1116 amino acids. Lineage: Eukaryota; Metazoa; Echinodermata; Asteroidea; Valvatida; Asterinidae. The record is from RefSeq and is a predicted model, not a curated record. Gene Ontology annotation, cellular component: cytoplasm. Gene Ontology annotation, biological process: autophagy; peptidyl-serine phosphorylation. The transcript is spliced from 12 exons.
CCGGGAAUUCCCAGGCAGCACGCAAGCUCCGGGUCGGCCGUGUGGGGACCGCGAAUUGUACUUGAAGUUCCAGAUAAUGCUUCACAAUUGAAUUUUGAACCAUCCACAGUGGAUUAUAGUAUUCUGUGAAUUGAAGGUCACUAAAUGGAAGUCAUGAAUAGCCCCAUUCAAGUGUCACAUGCCGUGUAGGAGUUUAAAAAGGAGCGGUUUGUUCGAGCAGCUCACUGGUUCAAGGACUAGGAACGCCUGACGGACGCGGACCGGCUUGGUUGGGAUUUGGCUGCCGUGCAUAACCACGUCCACACGGUUGACUCUAGUCGCAUCGCGCUGGUCACAACUCCCCUUCUUCCACUGCCUUGCUGCCUUGUGCGAUUGUUGGUUAGCACUAGCAGUUGCAUCAGUUGCAAAGCCUGCUUAGUCACACAAGUAAAUCACUUCGGAACUUUAAUCGUGGUUUGGCUGCAGAUGUUUAACUGAUGACUACAUGUACCUUACUUCAUCGUCACGUGUACAACUGAGGCCUCUGUUUGAAUUUGUCUGAGUUACUUAGUAAACCAUUUCUCCAGCACGUUCUUCUGCAACUGACUUCUCAAAGAAAUUAGUUUGACAUUGACACCUCUGAUUCCAAGAUGGAUGUCCAAUCAUCAAGUCCUAUGUCUCCAGGACGUAGGCCAUUUUGCAGGCAGACGGCAGUCACAGAAAACUGUGACGUUGCCGAUGGUCCCGUAGAUGCAACUCUGAAUGGCAACAUUGCACCAACAGGACACUCAGGAUUUCCAAGAGUCCAGCUUGUCCACGAAUCCAGCAAAGAAAGUUUGGUCCACACUUUGCCAAACUCCAUUGCAAGACAGAAAAAGUCCUUACAGAAAAAUCCACCUUUACAAAAAAAUCAAAGUGAAAAUUGUCCCCAUUCCCGUAAUGAAAAUGUUUCCAAAAUGAAACAGCUUUUUGCCAAGUAUGUUUACAGCGCGCAGUUGGCAGCUUUUGAUCGGCGUCUCUUCAAGCAAAGAAACAGUGAGACAAUCCGCUAUCGUCAAAAUACUUCAUCUGAAGAGAUUGCACGUCAAAAACCAGAAGCUAAAAAGCCGUCUAGAAAGAAAGAUGUUUCAGAUGGACUUCCCUUCUCAUCCGGAGUGCUGGCUGAUUUUAAACGAGAGAAGAUAGUUUUGGCUCAUCAGAAAGAUUUUUCUGAUGUUCUUCCGAGGGAGACGGACACUCCUAGUCAACAACUACCAGCCGGUUAUUGUGGAGGAGUUAGUGAAGUUCGAAGUCGUCAAGAAUCAAGGAGCGGCUUGGAGCCAUCUGGUGGUGAAAGAUUCCAAAACGGAGACAUCCCAACGAUUAAAGUAAAUAGUGAAGAGGAAAAAUGCAUUUCUGAUACGGGAAGAGAGAAAGGCGAAAGGUUUCGCCAGUCCAAGAAGUCCAGCGGGUAUGGAACUGGUGGAAGUGAUGACAUCCCUGAAGGAGAAUUCCUCUCAAGUGUGUUCUUGUCUUCUGAAACUUCAGUGGACAAGGAGGUUCAUCGGGAGGGUCUCAGAGAUGAUCACCAAAUGCUCAGGUCACCUUUCCCAAAUAAAGAAGUUCUUCUCUGUGCACCAAAUGGAGAAUAUCUCGCUGAACAACCUAAGGCAGUUGCUUUGGGCAAAGGGGAGAGACAACUUCAAUGCAGAAAUACAGAUUUACCCUCAGAUGCAAUGGUCUGGCAGUUUUCCGGCACCAACAUCAUGAACAUGAUCAUUCCGUCACACAUCGACGACAAUGGCGUUGAUAAUGCCACACGCUCUGAGCUUGUGAGGUAUUUCAAUGAGAUUGUCCUUGCCAAUCCAAACAUACCGUUACCUAAAUGUGAACUCCCAAAAUUUGAUUGGAACGAUUUGGAGGCAGCUAGGAUCGCUGAUCUGAUCUCUACAGAAGAGAAAAAGGAUGAACAAUUCCUUGAGUGCGUAGAAACAAUGGCAUCAUUAAGCUCUCAACCAUGGGCUCUAGAGCCGAUGGAGGUAAGACAACAAAGUCCUGAUCACUUGUCAGAUGACAGUUCUGCGGAGCGAUUCGAGUUGGAUAUCUCAAAGGAGUCAGUGGCAGAGCCCUCUCUGUACCUUGGUACUUUCUCGAGCCAGGAUCCAGACAGUGGCAUCAGAGGUUGGGGUAGCUUGGAUGAUGUCGAUGGAAAGAUGGACCCACCUGUUUACCCCUCAACAGGUGCAGCAGCUAGGCCAACCCCAUCCCAACAGCUCCAUGAUGUUGCCUCAGCAAACCAUUUAGCUGCUCUCCGCAUUGGCCAUUCAUCUGCAUCUGCUAGAGCAGCUGCAUAUGACUUGAACAAUGAGUUUGACACUUGUGGAAUUAGCGAUAGAAAAUACCCACAAAGAAACCCGUCGAGUGUGACAGGCAGCGAGAUUCAUCAUCAGCUUAACGGUUACUUGACCACUCCAAAUCAGGAUCAGUCUCAGCCGAUGACUAAUGGCGUGGUUACCAGAGGAGCAGCUGGCUUCACCGACCAAGGAGCCAGAUCAACCAAAAGAGGUUCAACUCCUCAAGAGUGGAAAACUCCAUGCAAUGGGCCUCUUGCAAAUGGCUUCGCUGGACCGUGUCACAGAAAGAAAUCAACGGGCUACCAGUAUGACAGGGAGAGUGACACCAGGUCUGCAGUUGUGGACAGCGGCAGACAGUUUUAUACAACUACAGGGAUGGCUCCAACUCAGCCAUUGGGUUGUGGAAGUACAGGCCCAAAUUACAAGGAUCAAAGACCUUCGCUGAGUCAGCUGGAGCGUUCUGUAUACUGCUUGAAGAGAUUUCCUCACGGCAACUGUUCUGACUGUAGUUGUUUACAGGGAAAGAAGCAGGUCCUGCAACUGAAGCACAGUUUUCUGAACGACAAGAUUAAAGAUAGGGAAGACAUCCUGAGAUGUUUGUGGCAUCAUAGUAGGCAAUGCAGGGAGAUACAAUGCAUUGUACCAUUCUGUGAUGUUUACCGAAGCGGGCAACCUCUUUCAUUUGAGGAGCAGUUUGCUCAAAUGUGCCACAAUUCACUGAAGGUGGACCUUCAGCUGGAACUGGUACACGCCAUGCACAAGCAGGUCAGGUCGGAAAAUUUCCUCCAGCUUGACCCCAGCAAUCCAAUCAGUCACGAGGCAUGGACGAGAGCUCAGGUCAGAGAGGGGCAGUUCUUGGGAGACUUUGGUGAUUUCAACAUCCUGCGAGCUGGUGUGGAAUUCCAAGACAAGCAAACUUUGAACGUUGUUAUCAAAAAGGCCGUGUGUCACCCAGACUCGAAGAACGUGUACUUUAGGAUCAACAGGAAAUCGUCACCGUACAUCACACAGGACUUCUGGUGCAGUGAUUUGUGUAAGGAGAACCGCCUACUUGUCUGCUCUGCAUAUUACCCAGAAAUGAAGAGUCUGCACACAGUCAUGAUGUUUGGAAAUUUGACCCUUGACCUGUGCUUGACAUUGCUUCAACAAGUCAUUGCUGCUGCCAUACACCUUCACUCUAUUGAGAUUGUCUACCUCAACUGGAAAUGUUCCAAUGUGCUCUUGUAUUGCAGCACCACCGAUCGUAACCAUGUGAACAUCAAACUGUGUAACUUCAGUAGAGCAGUUCAAGUCAAGCCAGGCAGUGUGGUCACAUGUCCUGCUGACAUCAGAGAGACGUACGAUCCCUGCUUCACUGCACCAGAGGUUUUGUGCGGUGAAGCACUGUCUUACAACUCAGAUGUUUGGGGUAUUGGGUGUCUCUUAUACGAGAUGCUUUACAAGAAACCUCCUUACUCGGACUACUGCCACCAAUCGCCAGCACAGAUGAGAGAAAUGGUGCGUCGUAAUCAGCUGGAGCACAACUUCUCCGCUGAUCAUGCCCAGCUCCUGCCUUUACUGUGUGAAUGCUGGGAGAGACUUGCAGGCGAUCGCUGCACAACGGAGGCACUGCUAGUAUUAGUGGCAGAGGCUUUGUUGUUGCACAAGAUGGCUCAAGCAGAAAGAUGAGGGUUGGAGGGACGGAUCUAGCUUUCAGGAAAGGGGGGUUGAUAUGAAGGAAAUAGGGUUGAGUGGAGGCAUGUUGAAAUGUUGAAUGCCCCUACAUUUCUCCUGCAUUCUAAGGCAAUUGGAGAAUA